This is a messenger RNA of Symbiodinium natans, 4872 nucleotides long. The record is from the annotation of a GenBank genome assembly. NCBI's taxonomy places the organism in Eukaryota, Dinophyceae, Suessiales, Symbiodiniaceae.
AUGGAUUCAGGUGGGAUCCACCCAGCUGCAGAUGCGACAGGGAGAAGGGUUCUUUUCAGUGGGUCGGGCAACGGACCGCCGGAUGAGUCGAACACGCACAUCGUCGCGGCCAGCAGAACCGGAACCAGCGCCUUUCAGCCGGUGGAACAUGGGACAGGUGAGAUGGACGAAGGUUAUGGUGCAGGCAACCUGUUUGGCGCCAGAUCGCUCGUUGCCCGAAGUACACGUGGUGAACCCCAGCAUUCUGACAUGGAGCACUGUGGAAGGGGAUGGGCAGGAGGCCAGUCUGGGUUGAAUCUCAUUGCACACUCAGAAUGUGACUCUAACCUGAACCAUGUGGUUCCCCUUUCUGGUGGUGACAGUGCCGCGCACGCAGUUGCGAUCCACCCAGCUGCAGAUGCGACAGGGAGAAGGGUUCUUUUCAGUGGGUCGGGCAACGGACCGCCGGAUGAGUCGAACACGCACAUCGUCGCGGCCAGCAGAACCGGAACCAGCGCCUUUCAGCCGGUGGAACAUGGGACAGGUGAGAUGGACGAAGGUUAUGGUGCAGGCAACCUGUUUGGCGCCAGAUCGCUCGUUGCCCGAAGUACACGCGGUGAACCCCAGCAUUCUGACAUGGAGCACUGUGGAAGGGGAUGGGCAGGAGGCGCUUCGAUGCUCUCGGACGUUGGAACUGUCACUGUGGCUGGCGAUGGUCGCGGAGUCGGCGUCGGAGUCGGCAGGUAUGGUGGGAUGAGUCCGAUGGGUGUGUCUGCAUGGGGCUUCCGAACUCAACCAGGAAGCCCUGGCCCACAAAGCGAAUGGAGAGUUGGACGCUGCAGUCAAAAUCCCUCGUCACAGCGCCUCGCCAGCUCAAGCCGUGGGUGCAAAGCUCGCAGCGAGGCCCGCACGGCGCCUGCACCUGGACGCGCCCGCAAGGGCAAGAGCACCUUGCCUCACAGGUCCCCAGAAGCUCUGGGUCGAUGUCCUGCGGUCGUGGGAACGUCAGCCGCUUGCAAGACCAUGAGUGGUGGCAGUAGGAGCAGGAUACUGCCAGGGGAGGGGGAUGUGCUGGAAUGCGGAGCGCGUUCUUCCUCGGCUUCACCGCUGCCUACAUCCGGCAAAGGUCGCCUUGCGAAGAGCUUCCAUGUCAAAAAGUUCGGAGCAAGAAGCCAUCAGGGCCAGCAUGCCUCUCGAAGCCGACCUGGAAGCUCCACAAGGCCGGCGCAAGUGGACGCGGAGAUCGAAGGAGCCGCCGCUGGAGGGAACCUCCCUUCGCCUUCCAACUCGACGGUUGUGGCGCCCUCGGCCAUUCCCGGAAACAUUCAGGGGGCCGAUCAGAAAGCGGCCCAGGAGGGCGCCGAGACGAGAGCCCCGGUUUCCGAUGCCAAGACCGCCACGACUUGCGAAGACUCCAAAGAGCCGUUGGCCGCAUCAAAGUCCACGAGCGAUAAGAUCGCAUCGCAAGACAAAGGAACUCCGGCUCCGGAAGAGAAGCCUGAAGAGCCUGGCAAGCAAAGCACCGUCAAGGGCAAAGGGAAGGGAAAGCUACCACCGCCAGCUGUGCCGAAGCAGAAGGGUGAUGGAAAGAACGGGAAAGGAGUAGCGAAAGGAGACCACAACCACCUCAAGGUAGAGGAGGCAACGACGAUGCGAAAAGCAGAGGUCAUCCCCACCGUCCAGGUCAAACGUAUUUUCUGGAACCCCAUCCACCUCCGAGCCCAUGGCAGCUGCACAGUAUGGGAUGCCAUUGACGACGAAACCUAUUCGAUUGAUUUGGAGGAGUUGGAGCGCCUUUUUGCGGAAGUCAGAAGUCCAAGAGGAAAAGCGGAAGAAAAGGGAGGUGAGGGAAAGCGGAUCAUCCGAGUCUUCGAUGAGCAGAGGCGCAGGCAGAUAUGCAUCAUGAUUGCCCGGCUGCCUGGAAAUGUCUUGAAGCUGGUGAGCGACAUGGACUCCCAGAGGCUGGGCAGAGAUGAGGUUGAACUUCUCCUGCAGAACAGCCCAUCCGCCGAAGAAACACAGAUGCUCCGACGCGCGCUAGAGGAGAAUGUCGUGGACGAAAACAAUGUUUGGGACACGGCAGAGGACUUCAUGUUGUCGCUGCUGGCGAUUCCUCGAGUUCAAUUACGGUUGAAAGUAUGGGGAUUCGUGACUUCCUUUCAGGAGAAGUUCGAGCACAUCGCAGCUGACGUGGCUGGCGUGAUUGCUGGAUGUCGAUGUUUGCUUUCAUCAAUGAGGGUGAGGCACUUGCUGGGAGUUGCUCUACAUGCAGGCAAUUUUCUGAAUGGUGGAACUCGGCGUGGCCGUGCAGACGGUUUCGCCAUGGAAGCCUUACUGCAGCUUCGAACUGUCAAGGCCACGCAGGCUGCCGAUCAGACUCUGGUUCAUUUCAUCACGCUUCAGAUGGAGAAACGGUAUCCAGGGGAGCUUGCCAGCCUGUUCUCCCAGGGGCAGGAGGCGGAUUGGAUCCGACAUGCUGCCAGACGCCCCAUCGAGGACGCGGCACAGGAGUCCGGCGCGCUACUGGCCCAAGCGGUGCAGAUGAUGAAGACUAUCCGACUGGUGAUCGAAGAAGAUGUGUCGGAGGGCGUUUCUCGCAAGGAGGACGUUCUCCAGCACUACGGCGAGUGCCUGUCCAUGUGCGUGGCGGAACUUGAAGCGCUACAGGGGAGAAUAGGCGUGGUGAAUGUCAAGUACCAAGAGGUGUGUGAGUGGCUGCACAUCGAUGCUGAUCACCGCAAGCCCAGUGAUGAGCUGUUUGGGAUUUGGCAUCAAUUCCUGGAGGAUCUGAAAGCCGCCCGGCGCGCCCUCCAGGAGAAGGAGGAGCAAGCGCUUCGUAGGCAGAAGCGUCCGGUCCAUCGCAGGAGGAGACAGGUACGAAGAUCCGUCACGAUGCCCAACAUUGCUGCAAGCCAGGAAGCGGCGAAGGCGAUACACCAGGUACCUCCGUUGCGCCUCCUGUCGAGCAGCGAGCUUGGAGAGGAUGCGUCAGCAAGUUCAAGCGAACUUCGUGUACGAUGUAAAGAGCGCAAAGCCGCAAGUUGUGACGUCAGCCAUUCGGAGGCCUCUUCCACGACAAGCUCUGGCGAAGAGCUCGCUGAAAAACCCUGCCAGCAUAGCCAAACUGCCGAGCAGGGCGGCGCACUGGCUCGUCUUGGUCCUUCGGAGAAGCUUCAAGACGGCGAAGGUGCAGGUGUCCAUGUCCUUGCGGAGGGAACUUCAGCGGUUCUUGGUCCUUCAAAGAAGCACCAACAUGCCGCUGAGGAGUCGCCCGCGCUUCCAGUUCAAGAUGUCCAGCGCGAUGUCGUGCAAGCUUGCGAGCAGGGUGGCUCGGUUCUUGGUCCUUCUGAGAAGCUCCAGGACGACAGUGUUGAGGAGCCCUGCUCAGAGAGCACAUGUAGUGACAGGCGCAGCUCAGCAUUUCAGUGCCUGACACGGGAGCGGAUGAGGACUGAUGGAGUGUUCGAAAUGGUCUUCGCAAUACCGUCAAGUGAGCACGCUGUUGGAAUCGACCAGGGGCAAGAGUGCUCUCGAACCAGCGAGCCUGCCGGCGUUGAAGAAAAGCAGAAGUUCGAUUUUGAUGGCCUGCGCUUUUACUGUGGCUUCGAGUCCAAGUCAGCCAAGACCGCGCAUGACUUGCUUUGCACAGGGGAUGCCCAGUGUUGCGCAGACAUGGUUGCUAUGGUUUUGCUAUGGCCUUUGCUCAAUGUCAGGUUUGAUAUGAAAUCUUGGCACUGCGAGCAGCAGCUGCGCGAGGUGCUUGAUCGUGUUCGAAGCCUUGUGCCACCAGGACGCCCAAGUCCGGAAUCUGGAAUAUGGGCUGAUGCUGAGCCUUCCCUCCUUGCGGACCUUUUCCGCAGCAUCGACCUCGACACGACGGAGCAUCAGGCUCACAUACAACAGCUGGUUCUUCAGAGAGGUGUGUCGCUUCUGCACGCCCAUCCUGCCUUGGGAGUCCGUCCGCUCGAGCAUGCCAUCUUGCAUGGUCGCCGAAGAAGUGUGCGAACACUGCUGGCCUUGGGAGCCAGCAUCGCAAGCGCUUCUGAUCGUGUGCAGCUCUACUACGCAGCCCUGCAAAAUGGUUUGGACGAGGUCGUCGCAGAGCUCUCUGCCUGGGCAAAGUCGCCAGAUGCCAAGCGUGAGCUUUUUGCUUCGGCCCAAGACGGGGACGCGCUACGCUGCAGCCAACUUGUGCACAUGAAGGCUGAUGCUAAUUGGAGGGAUGAGACAUCUGGCUUCAGUGUACUCGAGUGGGCGAUACUGUCAGAUGGAGGGGAACGUGGUGUUGUAGAGACACUGCUGCCCUUCGCCGAUGACAUGGCAAAGCAGAGUUCUCUGCGCAUGUGCGCGCUGCAGGGCUGGACAGCAUCGCUGCCGAACCUCUUGUAUGCGAGAUGUGAUCCGGGUGGUCGCGAUGAUGACGGUUGGACAGCGCUGGAUUGGGCCAUUGCUCAGGGCCAGGAGACGUUUGCUUUGGAGCUUCUUCGCCUGGCUGGACCGCCCGCCGUUCACGCUUGCCGGCGCCCGACGACUGCUUUGGCAAGGACAGCACGUAACCGGCAGUUGGGGCAGCUGGCAGACUUGCUUGAAUUCGAGCCUCUGGCAAGAGCACAGGCAAUUUUUCAAAGAAUCCUGGAGGAGGGCACCCAAGAGGACAUGCUCCAACUCCUCCUUGAGGGACAUUUCCCUGUGAAUCCGCGCUUGGGUUGGAGACAUCCUCUGGAUGCUUGCAUGGAUGGAGGCCGUCCGGACUUGGCGCUGCAGCUUCUGCGCUGGCAAGCGCAGCCCGCUUUGGCUUCUGGAGGGUCAGCUCAGCUGCUGGCUCGAGCUGUCGAGAUCCCACAAAGGUCGGACGAGCUCAUCAACAUGUUGCUGACAUUCGAGAGCAUGUGA